AUGGCUACUCCAGCAGAACGGAUCGAUGACACUCAACCUCUUCUUAACGUUAACAUGGUCAAUGUUAACAAACUAACCUCCACAAACUACAUGACUUGGAGCCUUCAAGUUCAUGCUCUCCUCGAUGGGUACGACCUCGCCGGUUACGUCGACGGAUCCAAACCAGCGCCUCCUGAGACUAUCACCGUCGACAACGAAACCACCAUCAACCCUGAAUUCACCAAAUGGAGACGACAAGAUCGGCUCGUUUACAGUGGUCUCAUCGGUACUCUGUCUCACACCAUCCAGACGCUUGUCACCAACACCAAAACCUCUCAAGAAGUCUGGAAAUCUCUCACUGCAACGUACGCUACGCCAAGUCGAGGUCACAUUCAGCAACUGCUUCUACAACUCAAGCACUACAACAAGGGAGAUAAGACUAUCGACGAGUACAUGAGGGGCCUCACCAGUCGAUUUGAUCAGCUCACGUUGCUAGGGAAACCGUUAGAUCAUGAAGACAAAAUUGAAUACUUUAUUGACGGUCUCCCAGAAGAGUACAAAUCAGUAACUGAACAAGUUGAAGGCAGAGACAUAAGCCCUUCUAUCGUUGAGAUCCACGAGAAGCUCAUCAACAAGGAAGCAAAACUACUCGCGUCCUCCACACCUUCUGCGAACCCGAUCCCGAUGAUUGCAAACAUGGCCACAUCCCGGCCUAAACAACACCAACAGAGAGGAAACAACUCGAACUGGAACAACAAACCGAGACCAAACCAGUUCAACUCGCAGAAGCAGGAGUACAAGACGUCAAAAGGAUAUCAAGGACGCUGUCAAAUCUGCAGUGUCUUCGGUCAUAGCGCUCGCCGGUGCCCUCAGAUGCCUCAGCAAUUCACUAAUGUCAGUUCCUCACCAUUCAGACCGUGGCAGCCCAGAGCCAAUCUCGCUGUCUCAGCUCAGCACCCGUCAACUGUGUGGCUCAUGGACUCUGGCGCAACACAUCACUUAACAAGUGAUCUUCAAAAUAUGUCUCUCCAUCAACCAUAUCAUGGUGAUGACUCGGUCUUGAUUGGUGAUGGUUCUGGACUACCCAUCACACACACUGGUGAAGGAUCUCAGCUCGGGGAUCCCGUUAAUCCAAGGCAAGACCAAGGAUGA
Brassica oleracea var. oleracea is the source of this 1131-nucleotide messenger RNA. RefSeq lists its product as uncharacterized. Gene Ontology annotation, molecular function: nucleic acid binding; zinc ion binding. Bases 1 to 1131 code for a protein of 376 amino acids. The record is from RefSeq and is a predicted model, not a curated record. NCBI's taxonomy places the organism in Eukaryota, Viridiplantae, Streptophyta, Magnoliopsida, Brassicales, Brassicaceae. The transcript has 2 exons.